Trichomycterus rosablanca is the source of this 4250-nucleotide messenger RNA. RefSeq names its product interleukin 15 receptor subunit alpha (gene il15ra). Gene Ontology annotation, molecular function: interleukin-15 receptor activity. The coding region runs from base 245 to 1153 and encodes 302 amino acids. Lineage: Eukaryota; Metazoa; Chordata; Actinopteri; Siluriformes; Trichomycteridae. The record is from RefSeq and is a predicted model, not a curated record. Gene Ontology annotation, biological process: interleukin-15-mediated signaling pathway. The transcript is spliced from 10 exons.
CACGAGAGGUAAAACCCGGUUACUGGAAAUCCAGGUAUCUGAUUGGAAUCACUCAUAAUGUUAUUAAUCACACCAGGAUGACGGAAGUUUGUGUGUUUGAUUAAUCCGCUGGUUAGUUUGCGCGUAUCCGCACUGCGUAAAUAAAGAGAAAGUGAAAGUUGUGCUUGGCUGAAGCAGGAAGGAGCGCACAAGCCUUCAGUAAAAUGUUUGAGGGAAUCAGUCGAGCGCAUCUACCGCACUGGAUAUGCGCACGUUACUCUUAAUCUUCAUCACAUUUCUUUAUUCCCGCAUCAUCACCGGGACCGUGGAAAUGUGUUCAGAUCCUCCAAAGGUUCAGAAUGCCAAACCAGCAGUAAAUCCAGGUGACAAGUUCCGCAUGCAAUGUGAAGACGGCUACGUGAGGAAAGCUGGUACAUCCAACCUCUUCAAAUGCAUUGAGAAUAAAUGGACAAAUGAGCUACAGUUACAAUGCAUACCUGAUCCAGCAGCACCUAAGGUUCCACCCAAAGCAGCACCCACACCUGAACCUCAGGCAACAACUUCGAUAGCUGAUCCAACAUCUACAGUUCAAACCACACCAUCACCCAGCACUCACGCUCAGACAACAACAUCGACAGCUUCAAGCGAGCAGACCGACACACCUGGCACAUCUGCGAGUCCAUUCUGUAUAACUACGACUCAGAAGACACCUCAUACGACUGUAGAACCAAAAAGGAGCACUUCUACAACAUCCACAACACGUACAGCUUCUACACAGACUUUACACCAAACACCACUGAAGACCACAACAACAAAGGACAGCGUGACCACGACUGUGAAAGAAAAAUCUUUCACACCAUUAGCAUCUUCAUUAUCCCCCCACUCGAGGAACGCCACCCAUAUAGGCACCGCUGCAGGGAUCAUAAUACCUAUACUAGCUGGAUUAGCAGUGAUAGCAGCACUUCUUUUGUGGCGUCAAAGGUCUGGCCGUUCGAGGCAACGACCAGCUCGAGCAGUUCAGAUGGAGCAGCACAAUCCUGAAACCGGUCAGCCAUUAUUAGAGCCGUCCAAUAACCCAAGCAGCUUUCAAGACUCCAAGGUCCAGCAUCCAAAUAUUCCUUCUGAGGAGGCCACCAACAACACAGAAGCUAACAAUUCUCCUGAUCAGAGAUAAAAUAUAAUGACGUUUUAUAUGUAAACAGUAUUAAAAGAACAAACGGCAGCAGGAAUUCUAGAAACAAGGAAAAUUUUGACAUGGUUGUAGUUGAAUGUGUGAUAUGAAUGCAUACACUAAAAUAUCAGGACACAAAUUGAUUUUUUUAAUAUUGUUAACAAUUGUAGUUAGAAGGUCUAACUACAAUUGCUAACAAUAUUAAAACAAUCAAUUUGAUAAAGGCAUGUUAUUCUUCCAACUUUGCAGCAGCAGUUUGAUGAAGCCCCAUUUCCUUUCCCAGCAUGACUGUGCUCUUGUGGAUAAAGCAAGCUCUACGAAGACGUGAAGGAAAAGCUUUAAAAAAACUUCAGUGUCCUGCUCAAACCCUGACCUCAGCCCUUAAUGAACAGCUUAGUUUAAACUGGAACAACAACUGAGGUUUUUUUAAGCAACAUCAUUGUUUGAAUGAAUGGGCACAAAUUCACAGACAUAUUUUAAAUAGCAUUUGUUUUUUAAAUGGGAUGCCCAACAAGCGCAUGGUCAGAUAUAUAAACAUUAUUAUAUUAGAACCCCCUCUGAAAAUGUGCCUAUUUCAUUUCAACAAGUUUAAGAACAAAUACGUAUAAGAAACAUCUUCACACAUACAGUAUAGUGUAGCUGGGGCUCAAUUGUAACUUACAACCUAGCUAAUAUUUUAAUUUCCUAGUAUUGUGUAAUCGACUAAGCAUCCAGACAGGAAAAUAGUAGGUUCAAAGGAAAAGUGUAUAAUUAAAGUCCUAAAGGUAAACGGUACAUGAUGAACUAUGACAAUUUGCCUAACAAAAUUUAGUAAGUCUUGUGGGAAGCUUUCUCAUGGGAGUUGCUGUUGUUAUAGGAAAAGAUCCCAUAUAUUCACUAUAUUUAAAAUAGCAUUUUUUUUUAUAAGAGAUGCCCAACAAGCGCACGGUCGGAUAAAUAAACAUUAUUAUAUUAGGACUCUCUCUAAAAACAUGCCUAUUUCAUAACGACUGUCCAUGUCACAGUCAGGGAUCAAUGAAAUGGGCAGAUGGUAGGUACUUGAAGUAUAAACGCUGAAUGAAGCAGAAAUGGGCAGCGUAAAGACGUAAGUGACUUGGUUAAGGGCCAAAUCAUUAUGACUAGACUGCUGGGUUGAGGAAUCAACAGGUUGUUGUUGCCAUGAUUGAUGCUAGAAGACAUGAAGGGUAUGGAUGGUGGUAUGGCCCAAUAGAUGGUACUGCCCAUGCAAAUUAGAAGGUUUUACAAAAAGUUUCCACCCUUUUUAAGUCUAUUUAUUAGGAAAUUUGAAAACAAAUGACAUUGCUUUUCUACACAUUUACCUUCCUAUGCAUUUUUCCAGCGUCGUACCAACUUUUUAAUGCCAUCAGCCAAAAAUUUAUUUGGUUGAGCGCGUAGCCACUGAUGCAGCGCUGCUGUCACAUCAUCAUUACAUAAAAAUUGUCCAAAAAGGUGGAAAUAAGAUGGAGCUUAAUCCGGACUAUAAGCGUCUCUCAGACACGACCGAUUACUACUCCUCCCACCCUCACCGUCUUCAACCAAAAUAUAAAAGCUUAUUGAAGAGCCCUUGUAUAAUGACAUAGGGUUCGGGAUAGGGUUUUGGCUUUGGGUUUUCUCGACCCCCUUUGAGAAAAGAGUCACUGCAAAUCAAUGCAAAAAUACAAAGUUAAUCUGAUCAGUAUUCCAAACAUUUCUUUUUUGGAGGUGGCAUGGUGAAACAGUGGGACAAAUGGUGAUACACAGUAAAAGUUACAGAUGCUUGUGUCACUGUUUGCAAGGAGAUUUGCAUGUUCUCCUAGUCAAGUAGGUUUUCUUUUGGUACUUCUAGGUUUCCUCCCACCUCUUUAAAACAUACAGAAUGUGGAUUGGUUGCUUUAAAACGUCCAGUUUGUGAGUAAGUGUGAUGGUGCUUUUCCAGCUGGCAGGUAGCACCAAACUCACCAUAAAAUUGUAAGUGAAAAUGAAUGAAUGAAUGAAUUAAUGAAUAGAUGAAUGAGUGAAUGAAUGUAUGACAUUUAACCUUAAGUGUAACCCUGUUUUAUGCUAUUUUCUUGUCUGCAAAAUUAGUUAGUGUAAUUCUGUGUACAGUUGCUGGAAAAAGUUUGUGAACCUUUUGAAAUGACAAAUUUUACCUUAUGUACUUACAAUAUGUGAUAAUAUACAGCUACAGACACGUGACAAAUUAGAGAAUAAAUAAAAAUUAAGGAGCGGAGAAACAUAAGCACACAUGCUGCAAAACAGAUAAACUGCAUUAGUACAGUUAGGCAAUUUACAUUGCCAUGUUCUGUAAAACAUAUAAACUAUAAAUUGAUGGCAAAAAGAAAACAUCUGAGGAAAAGAUCAGUAGUGGACAUUAACACAACUUUGAUAAUGUCUUGUGUGGUGCACACCAAGAGAACAGUACAGGUCCAAUGCUUGGACCCCACAGUAGAUUCUUUGGCUCUGCUGAUAUGGUGUGAGUCCAUGUCCCCUUUUAGAGGGUCUAUGCAAAUCAAUACAUAGACAUUCUGCCUAAUCACCUGACCAGUGAUAGAAAAGAAUAAAAUGCCUAGAAUAGAACAACUUUAUUUGUCAUUCAUAUAUAUAUCUGGGGUCAGAGCGCAGGGUCAGCCAUUGUACGGUGCCCCUGAAUGGCAGAGCUGGGAUUCUAACUCUCAACCUUUCAGUUGUUAGCCCAAAGCUGUACCCACUAGGCUACCACUGUCCCUACUGAUGGAAGUGUUGUCGUCCAGGAUGACAAUACCGCCAUCCACAGGACACAAGUUGUUACUAAAUAGUCGAAUUAAAUAAAAAUGAUGAUGCUGCCAGAUUUUAGAGGUUGAACAUAAGAACACUGGUUUGUACUGUUCUGCAGGCAUGUAGUGGCCUAGUACCGCACCAAGAGAUCAAACGUGGUUUGUGUCCCGCAGAUUGUCGACAGUCUGUAUGUAAGUCUGAAUAAUUGGAGAGUUUACCUUAUUUUAGCACACUUUAUUAUGUAGAAGUGAACUGUUCUUGAUGUUUUGAUAUCAAUCCGUAUAAUAAUCAUUUUGUACUCUUUUUUUUGUACACAGAUUUUUUUUAAAGCAUGUAACAUAAAAUAAUAUAAAAUAAAAAGUUUGGU